Messenger RNA from Telopea speciosissima, 3201 nucleotides. RefSeq names its product NAD kinase 2, chloroplastic-like. Gene Ontology annotation, biological process: NAD+ metabolic process; NADP+ biosynthetic process. The transcript has 8 exons. Gene Ontology annotation, molecular function: NAD+ kinase activity. Bases 24 to 3080 code for a protein of 1018 amino acids. NCBI's taxonomy places the organism in Eukaryota, Viridiplantae, Streptophyta, Magnoliopsida, Proteales, Proteaceae. The record is from RefSeq and is a predicted model, not a curated record.
UAAACCUUUCUUUACAAAAGGAGAUGAUGAUAGAAUGCUGUUACCUCUGCCAAUCUUAUCAUCAGUUUCUAUUCAAUAUGAAUCGAACUGCUGUGACGGCACGAGCUCAGGUUUACCCAGUGAAGUUCUCUUUGUUGCCUUCGCGCAACAGAGAGAGCAGCUUCAUUCGAUUUGGGUUUCUUCCCCUGAGAAAGGAGCGUUUUGGGCUGAAUAUCGUAGUUGGAGCCAGGCUUUCUAACUUCUCUUCUUCUCGUAUUGGCUGGGAUAGCAAGACCUUUCAGUCUCAGGAUUUAUCCCAAUUUUCUUGGAUUGGUCCAGUUCCUGGGGACAUUGCAGAAGUUGAAGCAUAUUGCAGAAUUUUUAGAGCUGCUGAGCAGAUUUAUACUGCUAUAAUGGACACUUUGUGCAAUCCCUUAACCAGAGAAUGUGCUGUUUCAUAUAACUACCAAUCAGGGGAUCAAGCAUCAUUGGAAGACAAACUAGAAGCAGUGCUUGGCUGCAUGAUAGCUCUUUUGAACAAAGGUAGGGAGGAUGUUCUUUCCGAGAGAUCUUCUUUCAUGAAUUCAUUUCGAGAUUCAGAUGUAAAUCUCUUGGAGGAUAAGCUUCCACCACUUGCCAUUUUCAGAAAUGAGAUGAAAAGGUGUUGCCAAAGUUUGCAUGUUGCCCUUGAGAACUAUUUGGUCCCAUCUAGCGACCAAAGCAUCAUUAUAUGGAGGAAAUUACAGAGGCUAAAGAAUGUGUGCUAUGAUGUUGGCUUUCCUUGUGGGGAUGGUUAUCCCUGCCAGGUGCUAUUUGCGAACUGGACUCCCAUUUAUUUAUCCCCGCCAAAAGAACAAGCAUCCAAAGAUUCUGAAGUAGCCUUUUGGACUGGUGGCCAGGUAACAGAUGAAGGUUUGGAGUGGUUAUUGGGGAAAGGAUAUAAAACUAUUGUGGAUUUGAGAGCAGAGGCAGUCAACGAUUACUCGUAUCAAGCUGCCAUUGAUGAUGCAGUUCUAAGUGGGAAAGUUGAAGUGGUCAAAUUGCCAGUUAAAGUUGGAACAGCACCUUCAAUGGAUCAGGUUAAGAAGUUUGCAUUUUUAGUAGCGGAUUCUAAUAAAAAGCCAAUUUAUCUCCAUAGCCAGGAAGGUGUUCGGAGGAGUUCUGCUAUGGUCUCAAGAUGGAGGCAGUAUGCCACUCGCUCUGCUUCACAGUUAGUCCCCAAUGGAAUGCUAACAGAAGAUCCAGAGGGAGGCAGGCAGAUAAUUUUAAAUUCAGAAGGGGUUACACACUUAGAAGAUGACAAUAAAUCACUGACUCAGAAGUCGGUUACUUCUGAUAGUCCCCAGGAGAUAUCUUGCGAACAAGUAUCUCCAAUAUUGGAGAACCAUGAUUCAACUGAAAAUGACUCUUAUAGAAGUCUCGUUUUUUCCCGAGAUACAAUAUCCACAAGGGGAGCUGAUGGGAAUGAGUUAGGAUCUUUUGUACCCUUUUCCAAUGAAAUUGACCCACUCAAGUCUCAGAUCCCGAAUGGCAAUGUUUUCUCCAGAAAGGAGAUGUGUAAGUUUUUCAGAAGUAGAAAUAUCUCACCACCUACUUAUUUCAAUUAUGAGAGGAAAAGGUUGGAAGUGACGCUGGUUUCAUGUGAAACGUUUACAAAAACAAGCCAGAAUGGUGAAAUUCUUGGGACUACUAGUAUUUCAGGGCUAAUGGAGUCAGGUAGUUCAAAUGGGAUAUUUAGUGAUAAAAAUAUGUACUCAACAUCCCGAAGAUCUUAUAGCACUGAAAAAUACAUGGUGGGUGAUACUUUUGUUAGUUUAGGUGCAAGUUUGAAUUCAUUUGGAAGAGAAGAGAAGUAUGUUGAUACUGAAACUAAUGUUUCUACCAGUUUGAGUGUUGACUUAGAAAGGAAUGAUACAUCUACAGCUAUUAAAGAGGAGCAUAAGAGCAAUGGUCAACCCUCCAUAGCAUCAGAUAAUGAUGACUUGGAGCUUGUUGAAGGUAAUAUGUGUGCUUCUACAACUGGUGUUGUAAGAGUGCAGUCAAGAAAGAAGGCAGAGAUGUUCUUAGUUCGCACAGAUGGAUUUUCUUGUACCCGAGAGAAGGUGACAGAAUCCUCCUUAGCUUUCACACAUCCUAGCACCCAACAGCAGAUGCUUAUGUGGAAGUCUACACCCAAGACUGUAUUGCUGUUGAAGAAGUUAGGACAAGAGCUCAUAGAAGAAGCCAAAGAGGUUGCUUCCUUCUUGUAUUACCAGGAGAAAAUGAAUGUGCUCGUGGAACCUGAUGUUCAUGAUAUAUUUUCAAGAAUCCCAGGAUUUGGUUUUGUUCAAACCUUUUAUAUUCAAGAUUCCAGCAACCUUCAUGAGAGGGUUGACUUUGUUGCGUGCCUUGGAGGAGAUGGGGUUAUACUUCAUGCUUCUAAUAUAUUCAGAGGCGCUGUUCCUCCUGUUGUAUCAUUUAACCUUGGAUCUCUUGGGUUUCUAACUUCCCAUAACUUUGAAGACUGCAGGCUGGAUUUGAGACAAGUCAUCCACGGGAACGACACACUGGAUGGAGUGUAUAUUACUCUUAGGAUGCGUCUUCGGUGUGAGAUUUUUCGCAAGGGAAAAGCAAUGCCCGGGAAAGUAUUUGAUGUCCUUAAUGAGCUCGUUAUUGAUCGUGGAUCUAAUCCCUACCUUUCUAAAAUUGAAUGCUAUGAGCAUGACCGCCUUAUAACAAAGGUCCAAGGUGAUGGAGUAAUAGUAGCCACACCUACGGGGAGUACAGCUUACUCUACAGCUGCAGGAGGUUCCAUGGUUCAUCCAAAUGUUCCUUGCAUGCUGUUUACACCAAUCUGCCCGCACUCUCUCUCAUUUAGACCUGUUAUACUUCCAGAUUCUGCACGUCUUGAAUUAAAGAUCCCUGAGGACACGCGAAAUAAUGCAUGGGUGUCUUUUGAUGGGAAGAGAAGGCAGCAACUCUCAAGAGGAGACUCUGUUCGAAUAUCUAUGAGCAAGCAUCCUCUGCCAACAGUCAAUAAAGCUGAUCAAACUGGUGACUGGUUCCACAGCUUGAUACGCUGCUUGAAUUGGAAUGAAAGGCUGGACCAGAAGGCACUGUAAGGCUUGAAAUAUAUAUUACUUGAUAAAUGCUGAUUUUAGCUCGAGUGUAAAUGUUUGUACAAAAUUUAUACAUACGUUGUGAAAAGCGAAUGAUAGUUCUCUUUACAGGCUUCCAAAGAAA